AUGAAAACGUCUCUUCCUAGCCACAACAAAACGCGAGUUACCCACCUCACAACACAUGCAGAACUUCAGUCAUCGCAUCGUACAAGCAUAACACUCAACGGCAAACGCUUGACCUACGUUCUAUUUCGCAGAUAUUGCUCGGCCCUGGUCGUACCCACGUUGAAAACCGUUAGUUCCAGAGGUACCUUAGCACCAGCUACUUGUUCAUUGGUAUUAACUGUUAGGAAAUGGGGUCGGAGAGUGGAUGCCCCACUCUCCUUAAGAUGGAGUGAUCUUAAUGGCGACUACUAA
This is a messenger RNA of Brugia pahangi, 291 nucleotides long. Lineage: Eukaryota; Metazoa; Nematoda; Chromadorea; Rhabditida; Onchocercidae. The record is from the annotation of a GenBank genome assembly.